AUGCCUCGUUCCAAGCGUGCCCGCGUCGUGCACGAGUCCAAGACCGUCAAGAAGUCCCACAAGGAACAGACCCGUCGCCUGUACGCCAACAUCCGGGAAUGCAUUGAGAAAUACGACCACCUGUUCGUCUUCGGCGUCGACAACAUGCGCAACACCUAUCUGAAGGAUGUCCGUACCGAGUUCGCCGAUAGCCGUCUCUUCUUCGGCAAAACCAAAGUCAUGGCCGUCGCUCUGGGCCACAACCCCGAGAACGAAGCCGCGCCCAACCUCCACAAACUCAGCCCCUACCUCACCGGCGCCGUCGGCCUUCUUUUCACCUCCCGCGACCCCCAAUCCGUGACCGACUACUUCGACAACUUCCGGCCGCUUGACUUCGCCCGCUCCGGAACCGUCAGUACCCGGGCCUUUUCGAUCCCCAACGGUCAGGUGUAUUCGCGGGCUGGAGAGAUCCCCGCCUCCGAGGACGAGCCGCUCAGCCACACUAUUGAGCCGGAGUUGCGGAAACUUGGUGUCCCGACUCGGUUGGUCAAGGGCAAGGUUAUGUUGGAGUUGACGGAGGGACAGGAGGGAUUCCCCAUCUGCAGGGAGGGAGAGGUGCUCGAUUCGAGGCAGACGACGCUGUUGAAGAUGUUUGGAGUUGUUAUGGCUGAGUUCCAUGUUGCCUUGAAGGCUCAUUGGACGAGGGAGUCUGGUGAGGUGGAGAUUCUGGAGAAGGAUGAGGCUGGUAUGGAGGUUGAGUAA
Aspergillus luchuensis is the source of this 741-nucleotide messenger RNA. RefSeq names its product ribosome assembly factor MRT4 (gene MRT4). Gene Ontology annotation, cellular component: nucleolus; preribosome, large subunit precursor. Gene Ontology annotation, molecular function: RNA binding. NCBI's taxonomy places the organism in Eukaryota, Fungi, Ascomycota, Eurotiomycetes, Eurotiales, Aspergillaceae. The transcript is spliced from 2 exons. The coding region runs from base 1 to 741 and encodes 246 amino acids. Gene Ontology annotation, biological process: rRNA processing; ribosomal large subunit assembly; nuclear-transcribed mRNA catabolic process. The record is from RefSeq and is a predicted model, not a curated record.